Nymphalis io (European peacock) is the source of this 482-nucleotide messenger RNA. RefSeq lists its product as uncharacterized. The record is from RefSeq and is a predicted model, not a curated record. Bases 115 to 465 code for a protein of 116 amino acids. NCBI's taxonomy places the organism in Eukaryota, Metazoa, Arthropoda, Insecta, Lepidoptera, Nymphalidae. The transcript is spliced from 2 exons.
GGAAGUAGGCAGAAGGUUACUUGUAAAAGGCUUAUAUAUUGGCAGCGUCGUUGCGCCUGCGCAGAUAGUGACUGUGUUGACCGUGACUCAAGUGUAGUGUAAUAUUCAGUCAUCAUGAAUUACCUCAUCAUCGUUGCAUCAAUCUUCUGCAUGGCUCAGGCAAGACCAGGCCUGAUAUACACUCAACCCUUAGCUGUCGCUGGGAUUGAAUACGCCCACCCGCCUGUACAAGCCAUCCCAUCCCACCCUGCCGUUGAACUGAAUUCCGCUAGUGAGGCUUUAUUACCACCGGAAUUGUUAAAAUCGAACGCGUUUUAUAAUAACCCUUCGAUCGCUGCAGGCCUAGCAAAAGAGUCGUGGUUCACGAAUAAAGAAAUGCAGGUUGUUGAGCGCGAAGCCGAAAAAAUACCGAGACAGCGUAUCUAUGAUAUCGUUAAAAGUGCUGGCUUCUUAGACAAACAUUAACAUUUAUAUAUGUGGUG